AUGCGGUGGUUAGCCGCCUUCGCCGCCCUGCUAGCCGCCGCCGUCUACACCGAUGCCAAGAAGCUCCGCGAGCAGGAGAUCAUCCAGCGAGCGUUGAAAGACUACGAUUGGCGAGUGAGGCCCAGGGGGACAAAUGAGAGUUGGCCAGAUACGGGCGGUCCGGUGAUCGUGACGGUGAACAUCUACCUCCGAUCGAUUUCCAAGAUUGACGAUGUCAACAUGGAAUACUCGGCGCAGUUUACGUUCAGAGAAGAAUGGACUGACAAGCGGUUGGCAUACCGAAAAUUCGCCGAAAACGAUCCGGAUAUCCAGAUCCCUCCAUUCGUCGUGUUAGCCACAAGUGAGCAAGCCGAUCUCUCGCAACAGAUCUGGAUGCCCGAUACGUUUUUCCAAAAUGAAAAAGAAGCGCGACGGCAUCUUAUCGACAAGCCGAACGUGCUGAUUCGAAUCCACGAGGAUGGGUCGAUCCUGUACAGCGUUCGCUUGAGCCUGGUGCUCUCUUGCCCGAUGUCGCUUGAAUACUACCCGCUGGAUCGGCAAGACUGCUUGAUAGACCUCGCUUCAUACGCCUACACGACCGAUGAUAUCGAGUAUGUGUGGAAGAGGGAGAAUCCCAUUCAACAGAAGCAGGGGCUAAGACAAUCGCUGCCCUCGUUCGAACUUGCCGACGUCACCACCGACUACUGCACCAGCCGAACAAAUACAGGCGCGUACAGCUGCUUGAGGACGAUUCUGAUGCUGCGCCGCGAGUUCUCCUACUAUUUGCUGCAGCUGUACAUCCCAUCCUUCAUGUUGGUCAUCGUCAGCUGGGUGUCAUUUUGGUUGGACAAGGACAGUGUGCCGGCACGGGUCACGUUGGGGGUCACCACACUUCUCACGAUGACGACACAAAGUUCUGGCAUCAACUCAAAAUUGCCGCCGGUCAGCUACACAAAGGCCAUCGACGUGUGGAUCGGCGUCUGUCUGGCGUUCAUCUUCGGCGCGCUGCUCGAGUUCGCGCUGGUCAAUUAUGCGGCGCGGAAAGAUAUGGUUCGCCAUGGCCCGCGGAUGGUCCAGAAUCAGGAUGGCGGGUAUAGACCGUUACAUGGCUCGCAGCAAAGGACCUCAUUUUGUUGCAAGAUAUUCGUGCGACGAUACAAAGAACGAUCAAAACGUAUUGACGUCGUUAGUCGACUCGUCUUUCCAAUUGGAUAUGCCUUUUUCAAUGUGCUCUACUGGACGCUGUAUCUGAUG
Molecule: messenger RNA, 1233 nt
Organism: Mesorhabditis spiculigera
Lineage: Eukaryota; Metazoa; Nematoda; Chromadorea; Rhabditida; Rhabditidae
Source: the annotation of a GenBank genome assembly